CCUACAACAACAUGUACAUACAUUGCAGGCUGGUAGAAGAUUUCUGCAGACUCUCAGUCGCUUACAUCCUCGGCCGCUCAUAAAUGUUGCGAUCAUGACAGUGCUAGUUCCAAAGCACCAAUAAGACCUGCGCACCACAUCUCCAGCCGCAGCCCUACAUUCGACAUCCUCACCUCAGUCUCUCUGCACUUUCUCUCUCCACGACGACCGCUGCUCUCUCAUAAGACUGUCCUGAUCAUGUCGACACACGCAACGCUGAUCAAACCACCCAAAUCUCUUCCUCACCAUUCUCCCAUCGAGAACGUCCUCCAACUCCUUCCGCUGAUCGACAUCGGACCAGACAUCUACACCAACGCCCGUCCGCUCUGGCAUCCUCCCGGGGCGCGCGGCAUCUUUGGGGGCGCGGCGAUUGCGCAAUGCCUCUCCGCGGCGCAGGCCACCAUUCCGCCGAACUUCACAGUUCACAGCAUGCACUGCUACUUUGUGCUCGCCGGCAACUCGGAGGUUCCGAUCCUGUACCACGUCGAGCGCGUCCGCGACGGCAAAAGCUUCAUCACACGCACCGUCCAGGCCCGGCAGAGGGGCAAAUGCAUCUUCACCACGACGCUGUCGUUCAUGAAAGAGAACAGUGGCGGUAGACAAAAAGUCGAGCACGCAGUCCGCAUGCCGACCGACGUCACUCCGCCUCCAGCAUCAAACACAGUCGCGUCCGCGGAUGACGACCGACCGUUCGAGAGUGUGCGCUGCCCCGUUACGCAGCGCGGGUGUCCCAGCGAGCGCAAGCUGCGCCAGUGGGUGCGCGCGGUCGGCCGGAUCAGCGAGUGUCCGCCCAACGUGCGCGAGGAGGAGGUGUCGAGCGGCGAGCGCGCCAACAAGCCGGGCGACAAUCACCAGGCGCAUCUGUCCGCGCUGGCGUACAUGAGCGACUCGUACUUCAUCGGCACGGUCGCCCGCGUGCAUAAUCUCAUGCGCUUUGCGAAUCGGCGGACCAUCGAGAACACGCUGCGGAACUUCAAGGGCAGCGAUGCCGAGCGAGAGCAGAUGAAGAAGUACCUCGAGGACAUUGCGAGGGAGGAGGCGGAAGAGAACAAGGAGUUUGGCGGCGCGCCGCCGGAUGACAGCAGACGGAUCGGCAUGAUGGUGUCGUUGGAUCACACGAUUUAUUUCCAUAACCCCAGGGCGUUCAGGGCCGAUGAGUGGAUGUUGACGGAGAUGGAGAGUCCCUGGGCGGGAGACGGGAGGGGUCUUGUCGUGCAACGCAUUUGGAGCAAGGAUGGCACUCUGAUUGCGACGUGUACGCAGGAGGGCGUGGUGAGGUUGCAGCAGAAUGAGAGUAAAUUAUGAAGGGGAUCCUUCAAAGCGUCCUAAGGGAAGUCUCUCUACAAGUGGUGUUGGCUCUUAUGCCGAAAUGUAUAGCAUGUUUUGGGGGGAGGCUGGGUCGACUUGCGCGGUGGGCCAUCGGAAUGCGAGGCGCAUGUCUGGGUUCGGACGAGAGGCAUGAUAGAAUGAUCUUUUUGUUCGAUGAGAAUGUAUAGCGAUUUUAUUUGAGCGAGUCAAUCAGUCCAUUUGUCCAACUUUUGAU
Exophiala xenobiotica is the source of this 1582-nucleotide messenger RNA. RefSeq names its product acyl-CoA thioesterase II. The transcript has a single exon. Gene Ontology annotation, biological process: acyl-CoA metabolic process; fatty acid catabolic process. Gene Ontology annotation, cellular component: peroxisomal matrix. The coding region runs from base 238 to 1344 and encodes 368 amino acids. Lineage: Eukaryota; Fungi; Ascomycota; Eurotiomycetes; Chaetothyriales; Herpotrichiellaceae. Gene Ontology annotation, molecular function: fatty acyl-CoA hydrolase activity. The record is from RefSeq and is a predicted model, not a curated record.